GUGCGUGUGUUGAGCACCAAUCGAGAGUCAUACUCAACAUAGCCUGCGUGUCAGUGCAGUCUACUUACAGCUGGCUGUGAGCAGAACUGGCGCUACAAACUGUCAUUAUUACCUACGUUUGCCAAGUAUUUCUCCAUACUAAUUUUUAAGCGUACUUUCUUCUAUCAAGGUUGAAUUUGUUUACUAAAGAGACUAAAGUUGGGAGGCUGGGCCUUUUAACUUAGCCUGAAAAAAGAACAGCCAGCCACUUUGCUUUUUGUCGUAAUCUUGUAAAGGGGAGAAAACGCGAUAAAUGCUACUGACAAAAAUGGACCUGUUGAACUUCCAGUAUCUGGACAAGAUGAACAACAACAUUGGCAUACUCUGCUACGAAGGAGAGGCAACCUUGCGAGGAGACCCCCGACUCCAGUGCCUGUCCCUGUCCUCGUCUUCCUCCUCAUCGUCUCCUUCGUCCUCCUCGUCGUCAUCCAUCUCUACCCACAGAACGGGCCCGCCACCCAUCAGCCCAACCAAGAGGAAGCUGAGCGGAGAGCAGGGAGACAGCGACUUGGACGACAAUGAGCACGUUGCCAAAAUGAGUCGACUUUUUGCCACGCAAUUGAAACCUCACGGAGACUAUCGCAGCAAGGACCAGAGCCGAGGUCCUAUGGAACGUGUGGUGGUACCAGGCCUCCAUGCCAACCACCUGUAUGGACACGCCCACCUCCAGCAUCAUCACCACUUGGCCAGUUUAGCCGCCAUGGACCAGCCACUGGCGCUGACCAAGAGCAACGGCUUGACGGCCCCGGUCGCCGUCCCGCAUGCACUCGGCAUCGCGGAACGCCAGCAGAAUCGUCCAUCGGUGAUCACAUGCGCUCCCGCCAACAACCGCAACUGCAACCUGUCACACUGCACGCUCUCUCACAAUGGGUGCUCGAGCCUCACUAACAACUACAGGAGAGUCCACUCCAACACUGUGUGUGACCCUGUCAUCGAGGAGCACUUCCGCCGUAGCUUGGGCAAAAACUACAAGGAACCUGAACCGGCGGCGACCGCGCAAGCCACGGCCGCCAACUCAGUGUCCAUCACGGGCUCGGUGGACGACCACUUCGCCAAGGCGUUGGGAGAGACCUGGCUGCAGAUCAAGAACAAGAGCACGCCGUCGUCUUCCGCCAGCAGCCCCGACUCGUCACCCGACAGCCGCGUCGUCAACCGCAAUCGCUCCCCUUCACUGGUCUCCUGAAGGUGGCGGGACUUCCGAGAAAGCCGGCCUCCUUGAUGGAGCGCUGAGGAGCAGCAAGGAACUGAUGAGGAAUGCGGCGUCCUGGCGUUUUUUUUUUUUUUUUUGUACAUAAGCAGUUUUUUCUUUGUAGAUCUUUUUGGGUUUUGUUUAACGCGCUGCAUCGAAAGACAAAAGUGAGAAACAAAAAGCACGUGAAUGUGCCACCAAAAAUUUCUCUAGCCCCUUUCACACUGCACCUCAAAGACUCGAGGACUGACCGGCGAGGUCUGGACGGAUGCCAACGACGCCUGAUGAAAGUGUUAUGUUUGACUGUUUGGAUUGAAAGGUUUUACACUAGGCCAUGAUUUAAAAUCUGGAGUUCAAGGCUGAUAUGUUCAAAUGCUGAAAGAUUUCAACAAUGGUUCUGAUCUUAAAAGGUUACGCUUCUAAGAUUUGGGUUACAAAUUGCACAUCAUGAGAGUCUUUGUGAAAGCCACCUUCAUCUUUUCAAAAAGCUAACAAUAGUAUUAAAUAAGAACAGGCUGAGGUGAACGCGCAUCAUCCCAUCUGUGGUUAAGUCGGCCUUUGAAAGGUGCGAACGGUAAAAUCGCUUUUCCCCUGUCAUGCAUGUAUUUUGGUUUUGAAUAGCUGGCAUCUUGCAGUCAGCAUUUUUCCGGAUGUUUUCUUGUGACUCGCGUUAGACAACACUCGCUCACUGCUGGAUCAGUUGUAAUCCCAUUUAUCGUUGAUGUUAAUAUGUCACACGCGUGCUUUUUAUUUUUUAUUUUUUUAGUUUUGUACCAGUCAACAGGCUCCGCUUAACAUUUUCUACUGAAACAAAACAAACCAAGCAACGUUGACGUUGAUCCGUCACUGGCGCGACGACGAUCUGUAAAGUUUACGCAAAACAGUACAGUUCGGUACGGUGUUAAGAGAUGUUUCAAAUCGGGCGCUUUUUAACUUUUGAUUUUUAAGAACAAGCAAAUACAGUGAUCCCUCUACUUCUGAAAUUAAUUGGUUCUGGAAGUAGUUUAAAAUAGGACUGCAACUAUUUAUUACAGGUAGUUAGCAGUUUACGAACGAGUUCUGUUUUUGCGCUGGCGAUGUAACCCGGAAUUAACUCUUUAAAAACAUCAAAACACCAUCUAAAUAAAAAAACUAUCCAAAAACAUAUGUGAUACGUCAUUGUACUGUCCUCGCCAAGACAUUGGAGCUAAGCGCCAAAAUGACGAUGUUAGACUCAUCUUUUCAUGACAACAACAAUUGCAGAAUAAAACUAAAAUAAAACAAAAUUAAAUCAUUCUCAUCUUCAAUAACAGAAAUUCAAAUUUGCGUUUACAAGUCGCUGCUGAUACAGCAAUAACAAACGAUUAGCAUGUAUCAGUUAGCAUCCGCACAUAACUCGCACCAAGUAUUUGACCACAAUUAAAAAUGCACGAUAAACAGUAAAAAAGGGGUUAUGUACAGCAGUCGCCUCUGGAUGCUUCACAAGCAACAAAUUGUGCGCAAGCUGUCUCCUCUACUACUCGGCUGCUCUGUGUUUGGGGUGGGCGGACGCGUCUGUACAUGCAUCACAAAAGUCAACAUUUGAAGAAAAAAACGACGUAGGCAGCAUAAAGUCGAAAUCAUGCAAGUUGGGUCCAUCGUAACUUGGGGACUACCUGUAUUUGUAUGAUUAAUCUAUCAAUUCAAAUAAUCAAGUAAUCAGAAAAUUUUAAUGUGUUGCAGAAUAAAUUUUGCUAAAAUUGCACUUUAAAAAGAGCUUUAGAUGCGAAUACAAAAUAAAACUCCCGAGUGUUUUUUCCAACUAUGCAGAGUUGCACUUGCAAUUCACAAGAAAAAUAAUUAAAUUACCUGAUCUAAGCCUUAAGCUGUAUAAAAAUAAAUGAGGUUUGAAGUACAACAAAAUAACAAUUCUUAUUUGGCUAGCUAAAAUGUUUUUGGUCUUUUUUUUUUCCGUUUUUUUUUUUUUUAACAGUGCGCUUAAAAGAUCGUUAGAACACAUAUUCCAAAAAAAAAAAAAAAAAAAAAACUUAAAUACAGCUCUAAACUAAAUUAUGAAUGGAUAAAUUAGCUCGAAGUUUUACAACCUUAUGUUGGUCUUAACAGGGAGCAGCUGAGUUAUGUCAUAUUCAAUGUUGCCACUAGAGGGUAGUGUAUCCACCCAUAUCAAUAAAACUAAAUGCAAACACUUUUAAAACAAACCAUUACAAUUAAAUGAAUCCUCUAAGCAGCAAAAAAAAUUUCGAAUUAAUACGAGCUGAUCAAUUAAUCGUUGCAGCAUUAGUUUCGUAACUUAAAACAUUUGUAAGAAGAGGUGCGUUUUCCAUGUAAAUGCCCUAACCCGUUCCAAGCCCCCCCAAAUUCAGACAUAAAUCUUUUAUAAUGCAUCAAAACGUGUAAUAAAUGUUACAAUUAGAUUAUUGCACAAUAAACAUAAAAUUGAGUUGUGCAUAGUGUAAAAAAACAAUAAAGAAUAAAUUCACUCAUGUAAAGCUGUCAGAACACGAAGAGGGUAAUGAAGAGGACGCUGGGAUACACACAUAAAGUAGAGGUCCUUCUUAGCCAAUGGGAUGCUAGGCAAUAGCCAAAGGCAGAGCAGCUAUAAGUAUGUUACAUUCAGUGAACUCUGGGAGAUGUGAGUACCAGCCAUACUUAUUAUUGCGUAACAAAGCAAUAUUUUCCCAUUGAGGCGUGUCUUAACCUGAAAAUUCUGAAUCUGAAAAUAUAGAGACGUUUGUAAGUAGAGGUACCACUGUAACUUCAGAUUGAGGCAACAUUUGACGAUUUCAAGAUAGUCCUUCAGAGGGUUGAGCAUGUGGGGUUAACUUUCAAGCAUUAGAUUACUGCAGAGGGAAUUGUGCAAUUCUGGGAAUUAAGAACACAAAAAAAAGGAUCUGUUAAAUCAAUACAGUAGCAUCUAAACAAACCACAAUGGUCUUCCGAACUGGACUGCUAAGUGGAAGCGCUACCGACAAAAAGCGUUCUCCACACAUUCCAUUUUUAUUUCGUCCAGUAUAGCAAGAAAUGGCAAUAAAAUAGCCGCCGCAGGAGCUGAGCUUCUGUUGCUGCUAAAACGUCACGUAAACUGGUUCAUUUUUUCUCUCCAUCAUUUCACUUCCGUGCUGUACUUUGAAAGCGGCCUGUCUACUACAUCGCGUAGAGUAGGAAGAUGUUUUUGUAAUAGUUAACUUUAAGACCAUCAUUACGCUGUGCGUAACGGAUGUACAGAGGAAAGAAAUCAUAGGUAUUUUUCAAGGAACAAUAAUUUGUUAAUGACAUGUAGCUAUUUAAUUUUUUCUUCUUGUCCUCUAUUAUAAUCCUUUGUUUCUUCUCGUUGAAAAAGUUGAUCUUUUUUUGUCGUUUGUCUUAAAAGGUUCAAGUGCAGGAACACACACACACAAAGCCACUGGACGAUGUCGGUGACAAUCGCUACUUCCAGCAAUUAUUUAAUUAAAAAGUCCAGUGACUCAGCCACUAGGUUCAGCGCCACCCGCUGGCAGCAUUUUCAAUCGCGUCUUCCAAAUCCGAGUCCAAUCUGUUGCUCUUCAAUCUGCCUUGUUGCUAGUCAGCAAUGCGAGUGUUUUGGGUCGUCCAUUGUCGCGCAAUGUGGCUACCAAUCACAUGUUCCUGGGGCACUGUAUUUUUUUUUUUCUUUUUAACAAGUAGCAUGUAUUUAGUGCUAGAAUCACUCUCAACUGUACAAUAAAUAGUACACACAAAUGAACAGUUUGUGGCUCUGCGUCUCCUACUGAAAAGGUUUUGGCAGGCCACCUUUUUUUUGUACGUAAAGUAGCCUUGAUGAACAAUAAAGUGCUUUGAAAUCAG
Molecule: messenger RNA, 5029 nt
Organism: Corythoichthys intestinalis (scribbled pipefish)
Lineage: Eukaryota; Metazoa; Chordata; Actinopteri; Syngnathiformes; Syngnathidae
Gene: vgll4b
Product: vestigial-like family member 4b
Exons: 5
Coding region: 293-1222 (309 amino acids)
Biological process (GO): negative regulation of DNA-templated transcription
Molecular function (GO): transcription coactivator binding
Source: RefSeq, a predicted model, not a curated record